AUGGAGGAAAGCUCAACUUCAACUUUGAAGCUGAUGAUAGAGAAAGGACCAAGAGAAGGGGAAACUCUACAAUAUCCAUCGGGGAUUGUCGUCAAAAUCGGCCGUGUAGUUCGUGGCAAUACCAUCGGAAUCAAAGACGUCGGCAUCUCUUCCAAACACAUUUGCAUCAAAUUCGAUAAUGAAUUGUGCAGAUGGGCUCUUUCUGAUCUUGAUUCUUCGAACGGUACUAUUUUGAAUGGGCAAAGUCUUAGGCCUUAUGUUCCUGCCGGUCUCAAGGACGGUGACUGUAUUAAGAUCGGCGAGUUAACGUCAAUUCUUGUGAGGAUUGGAGUUGAAGCAACUAUUCGGUCGGAAAGGAAACCUAGGCGGCAAGGAAAAUCUGGAGCUGGAGCUGGAGCUGGAGCUGCUGCUGUUGUUAAGAGUGAAAGGAGCGGGUUAGGGUUAGGGUUAGAGCUUGAUGGGAAUUUGGGUAAAAAUGCGGUCGAGGCACCGGUAGAGAAGCGGAACUUGCGUACUAGAGCUAAGAAAGCCGUGGAUUUGAAGAAUGAGGUGGAAAGCUUGAGUUCAAAGAGGAUACUGAGAAGUUCCAGGAAGGAAGAGAAGGUGAGUUUCGUUCCUACAUUGAAUGAAAUCCCUGAAGGUUUGAAUCUAGAAGAAACAAAAGCAACAGACCUUAUUGUUCCCGUAGAAAGUAAAAAGACACGAGAGAGGAAGAGGAAGCUGCCAGUUCAACUUCCUCAGGAUCCUGAUAGUGUUGUUCCAAUAGAUGGUAGAAAAACUCGAAAAGGGAGAAAGGGUUUGCCAGUGGAGCCAUUGGAAAAUGUACAAAACAGUGGUUUGGACGAUAAUUUAAACAAGGCAGAGGAAUCUGUUCGAGUUGAUGCGGCCGAGCAGCCAAAAUCAACACAAGGAGCUUAUGAAGCAAAGGAGGCGGCAUGUGAUAAAUAUCCAGUGGAUCCAUUGGAGAAUGUAGAAAACAGUGGAAUGGAAAGGAAUUUGGACACCACCAAUGGAUCUGCUCAAGAUCUUGUGGCAGAGAAAUUGGUGUUGAUGCACGAAGGUUGUGAAGGAAAGGAAGCCGCUGUUGAUAGAAGUUCACCAAAGGGUUCAUCAGAAUUAGCACAUCAAGUUCAUGUGGAUAAGGGAAAGGAAGUUGCAGAGGAGUUAGAAUAUAGGCAAAAUGGUUGUGAGGAUCUGGUGAAGGACAUUGGCUCUGAUAGUAGUCAGUGGCUAGAUUUGGAGAAGAUGACACUAGGGGAGUUUUUUGAUUGCUUGAAAGGGCAACUGCCUAAAGAGAUAUAUGAGAAGUCAGAAAAAAUCCUUUCACAUCUUAAAGAGAAUGCCCGAAAAUGUCACGAGUUUAGGCUUCAAAGAAAUGAAAUACGGUGAGGGUAAACAAGCUAUGGGCUAGACAAAGGAUGAUUGCAAAGAGAGUCAAGCUUAUUUGGUAAUUAAUUAUCUAACUUCCAGCUCUUAAAUUCCUCACAGUAUCCGAAGCUACAUUCCUGUUGUAUCUGUUGGCUCUUUGUUUUUUUAUGGAAUUGAUGCCUGGCUUUUGGUUGACCAUGCCCAUUGAGUCCAAAUUCACUGACACAAACACCAGGCAAAGCUUUGGUGUGGCCCACACAGAGGAUGUUAUCAACUAGAGCUUGAACCUGGGGAUUGAGAUGUGAAGUACCCAAUUUGUUGCUAGCUUGGCAACCCUUGGGGGUUUGUUAGCCCUUGAUCUCUUGCACUUGCUUGAGAUCAAAGCUGGAACAACUGAUUAGGCCUAUGACAAAUUAGUUUUGAUUGUGCUACAUGUUGUUAUAAAUGCAAUGGAACUUUA
Cynara cardunculus var. scolymus (artichoke) is the source of this 1828-nucleotide messenger RNA. Its product is annotated as FHA domain-containing protein At4g14490-like. The transcript has a single exon. Bases 1 to 1389 code for a protein of 462 amino acids. The record is from RefSeq and is a predicted model, not a curated record. Gene Ontology annotation, molecular function: protein binding; mRNA binding. NCBI's taxonomy places the organism in Eukaryota, Viridiplantae, Streptophyta, Magnoliopsida, Asterales, Asteraceae.